AUGUCGGACGUGGAUCAGCUGAUCGAAGAGUUGUUUCCAAACGGGGGGACGGAGCCGCACUCGGGGCUGAACGUCCGCUCAAUGACGCAUGAGCCGCCCGCCUCCAAGGCUGACUGGGACGCGAGUGAUGAGGAAAGGGGCGACGCAACGGAUGCAAAGAUUGUUUCUGUGAAGCCUCAAGCCUCGGUAGAUGCCAAGAAAAACUUCAUUUCAGAUCCAUCCAAAAGCUACUUUGAUGAGAGCGACGGGGAGGAUUUCGGGCCUGCCGGAACUGUGUUUACCUUCGCUGUGGUUCCAUUUCCGUUUUUUCCAAGCGAUUUGGGUGGGGCAUGUGUAGAAAAGUGUUUUGUCACAAACGUGGGGUCCAAGAGUCUUCCACACCCCACGAUUGCUCGGCUUUUACUCUUUGCAAAAGAGGGGUACAGUGACAGGUUAACCCAAAUACAGUUACUGGAACGUAAAGGUGCCUUUUAUGCGCUUGAUGCCAAAUUUGGCAACGGGGCUUCUGACAGGUACGCUGAGAAUAUGGGUUGCAGUGGGGGAUGCCCAGUGAUGGUGUGCCGGAAGUGUAACUAUGGUGUUAUACGCCUUCAAGGAGCCGCUUGGAAUGAUGGGGAAGGUAGAAUAGAUCUGUACCUGACGGUGCGUAAUUAUUACCCCGAUUGGAGUAGGUUGGCGAACUCUUUUCCUGUUGGAAAGGCAAAGGGUGCAGAAAAUGAUAGGGUGCUGGGACCAAGUGUUGGAUGUGCAGCGUAUUGUUGUCAGUGCUCUUGGCUUACUGUAAAGUCUGCACAGGAAAUCAUAGAAACCCGCUUAUCACAUACUGUCGGAUAUGUAGGGAAGGAAGAUUCUUGUUGUUUUGCAACGCAGUGCCAUUGA
This is a messenger RNA of Trypanosoma cruzi, 879 nucleotides long. RefSeq lists its product as uncharacterized. NCBI's taxonomy places the organism in Eukaryota, Euglenozoa, Kinetoplastea, Trypanosomatida, Trypanosomatidae. Bases 1 to 879 code for a protein of 292 amino acids. The record is from RefSeq and is a predicted model, not a curated record. The transcript has a single exon. Gene Ontology annotation, cellular component: cytosol.